CAUCUUUGGUACUUACAGGUUUAAAAUAUUAAAACAGACCCGUGUAGUUGCUGGGAAAAGUUGGAAAUCCUGGUGUACAUGUAGUAACUUCAGACUAUCUUACACAUAGUCACACUUGUCAGAGGAGCAUUUGGAAGUUCGAUAUUAAAAACCUUUCAUCAAUCAACUGACCACAUAGACCUGAAAUUUCCAAUCCGUCCUUUUGCUUCCUCGCAAGAUGAAAAUAUGGACUUCAGAGCAUGUCUUCAAUCAUCCAUGGGAGACAGUUGCCCAAGCAGCAUGGAGGAAGUAUCCCAACCCCAUGAAUCCUGCUGUAAUAGGCAUUGAUGUUCUGGACAGGAAGGUGGACAAUGGAGUUUUGUGCUCCCAUCGACUACUUAGUUCCAGUUGGGGCUUCCCAUUUUGGGCCCAAAAUAUUGUGGGUGCAGAAGAUGUAUGUUAUGCUAGUGAGCUAUCUAAAGUGGACCCUCGGAAGAAGAUAUUCUGCUUGAAGACACACAAUGUUUGUUCAAUUCUUACUUUCAUGAAGAACCUUGCAGUGGAUGAAUCCCUUGUAUAUUGCCCACACCCAGAAGACUCAGGGAAGACUCUCCUAAAGCAAGAAGCUGUUGUAACUGUCAAAGGUGUCCCUCUCACCAGUUACCUUGAGAGCAUCCUUACUGGCAUUAUUUCUUCAAAUGCAAACAAAGGUCGUCAAGCCAUGGAAUGGGUCAUAGGGCACAUCAACAGUGAAGUUCAAGAGUUGACUCAUUGUGCUGAUGAUUGGAUCAGCAAGCAGCGCUUAUCAAUUGAUGCCGCCUUCAGGGACUAUGCUUCUCCUAUCAACAACCAAAAAGUCUGACAUUCAGACAUAUUUUAGGAAAAAUAGUAUCUUUCACACUCUCUGGUGUCUCAAGAUGGUCUUUUCAAGAAAGCAGGCUUCAUUGCAGAAAACAAGUUACAAACCGUGCCCUUCAUUUGCCAUGAAGAUCUCGUCUGUGGUACCUUGAUUGAAUUUCUAGUGGUUGACUUUUGCUGUAAUCAGAUGUGAACCAAUAAAAAUACAGUUACUAUUUCAAGAGGA
Molecule: messenger RNA, 1063 nt
Organism: Darwinula stevensoni
Lineage: Eukaryota; Metazoa; Arthropoda; Ostracoda; Podocopida; Darwinulidae
Source: the annotation of a GenBank genome assembly